GUUAUGAACAGAAUUGCCUCUAUAAAUCCUAUAAAGUGAUAUAUUCUCCCCAGCUUCUACAUAUUGACUUGAAGGCUGGUCUAUACACCUCCAAGCAAUGUCGCUUCCUACCCUCAAUCACGUCUUUACCAUGGCGAUCACGCCAAAGGAGCCAAUUAAUGCCGGUGAAACUCCAAGAGGAAAGGCAAAUUGGUUCGAAAUCACGGAUGGAACAAUUACUGGAGCAGACGGCAGCCAUAUUGCGGAAGUAACCUCUGGUGGAGGAGACUAUCUUACUCGAUACGUCGAAGACAAUGUUGCUGAAGUGGACAUGCGGCUGAUAGCCAAAGACUCGAAUGGCGAGCUGUUACGCCUCAGUGUAAUGGGUUAUGAUUAUCUUGAUCGAGCAACUAUGCUGGCUUUGGAUGGCCAGGCUGGCGAGGAUUUGGGCAGUGACACGUCGAAUAUCACUGAACCGUAUGGAUUUGAGAUACUCAAAUGUAGCACGGCGAGUCAAAAGUACAGGUGGAUGAAUUUUGCAAUCUUACUUGCACGUGUAAAUUUUGUCUUUGGUGCUGCGGGUAUUGACAGUGUUGUAUACAAGGUAUACCAUGUCACAAACUAGGAUUGCACGAACAGAUAAUGUAGUGGGCAGAGAGCGUAAGGCAAGAAUUGGAUAUACUCGAGUCAAUUGUUGAAUGAAAUAUUUUGGAUAUUGAUUUAUAAAUGUGCCAUUAGAGAUAGUGCGAAGAUUGAGCCACUUUUGCUGUGUACACAUGAUUAAGCCAAUAUCAACCCUUCAACGGAAAUGCUUAAUAUAACACAAUGCUUGGCCAUCUUUCAUUUAAAUAAUUCUUUAUAUAAGGUUCCUUUUAUAUAUAUCUUAGC
This is a messenger RNA of Trichoderma asperellum CBS 433.97, 867 nucleotides long. RefSeq lists its product as uncharacterized. The record is from RefSeq and is a predicted model, not a curated record. NCBI's taxonomy places the organism in Eukaryota, Fungi, Ascomycota, Sordariomycetes, Hypocreales, Hypocreaceae.